Molecule: messenger RNA, 1965 nt
Organism: Kickxella alabastrina
Lineage: Eukaryota; Fungi; Kickxellomycota; Kickxellomycetes; Kickxellales; Kickxellaceae
Product: acyl-CoA dehydrogenase/oxidase C-terminal
Exons: 1
Biological process (GO): lipid homeostasis; fatty acid beta-oxidation using acyl-CoA oxidase
Cellular component (GO): peroxisome
Molecular function (GO): fatty acid binding; FAD binding; acyl-CoA oxidase activity
Source: RefSeq, a predicted model, not a curated record
AACCUUCAGCCCAUGAUACCGUCAACAGCCGGCGCACUUUCGUCCGAGCGCUCCAAGACACAAUUUGACAUACCCUCAAUGCACACCUUCAUCGUCGACAGCGAAAUGCGACGGAUGACCAGCAAAAUAGAAAAAGUACUCGAUGCCGAGCCAGAAAUAUUCAACAUGCGCAACAUAUACUUUAUGAGUCGACAAGAAAAAAUGGACCACGCGAUGAAAAUCGGGCUCCGACUAAUCCAACUGAUGCAUCAGGGGGUGCUGACAGCCGAGGAGAUCCCCAUAGCCGACAUGAUACUGGAUCUCAACGGACCAUUUGGCCUGCACCGCGCAAUGUUUAUUCCGACGCUGCAAAACCAAGCAACAGAGGAGCAGAGGCGGGUGUUUCUGGAGCCUGCCUUGCGGUACGAAAUCCUAGGCUGCUAUGCGCAGACCGAGAUUGGCCAUGGCAGCAAUGUUCAGGGGCUGGAAACAACCUGCACGUUUAUUCCAGAGACCGACGAGUUCGACGUGCACACGCCUAGUGUCAGCGCAUGCAAGUGGUGGAUUGGAUCGUUGGGCGUCACGGCGACACACGCUAUGGUUAUGGCGCAGCUGAUUGUCGCGGGCAAGAACCUGGGCCCACAUCCCGUUGUAGUCCCCAUACGGUCAACAGAGGACCACCGGCCGCUGCCGGGCGUCACUGUGGGCGACCUGGGCCCCAAGUUUGGAUUCAAUGCCAUGGACAACGGCUUUUUGAUGCUCAACCAUGUGCGGGUGCCCCGGCUUAACCUGAUGCAGCGCUACAUCACAGUGUCUCGCCAGGGUGAGGUCAGCCGCCCAGCCAACAUUGACCCCAAGGUGACCUACGGCACUAUGGUCUACGUGCGCGCACAAAUCAUCCGCACCAUGAGCCAGACACUCGCCCGCGCCACCACCAUUGCCAUCCGGUACACCUCCGUCAGACGCCAGUUUGCCGGCAAAUCAGACAAGCCGCUGGCACCCAGCCUAGAAUCACCCGUUCUGGACUACGGCAUGGUCCAGCACCGACUCAUCCCACUGCUCGCGCAAAACUACGCAAUGUUUGCCACCUCCCAAGCCUUCCUCCAGCACUACGAGCAGUGCAUGCAUGAGCUCAACAACGGCAACUAUGCGUCGCUAAAGGAACUGCAUGCCACAGCGUGUGCGCUGAAACGGUGGACGUCGGACGUGGCUGUGCGCGGCAUCGAUACUUGCCGACAUGUAUGUGGUGGCCACGGGUUUUCACAGUUCUCUGGGCUUAAUGAGUUCUUUGGCAACGCGUAUCCGAAUAUUAUCUGGGAAGGCGAUAACUAUGUUUUGUCGCAGCAAACCGCCCAAUUCCUCAUCAACCAGGUGCGCGCUCUCAGGAAGGAUGUCCGGGUUGAAGAUAAUCAGACUACGCGCUACCUGCGCAAGCACCUGGUAUCCGGCCACCUGCCACAGCGGCCGACCGCCUGGGGUGCAGCCAUAGGAUCCCUGGCGGCAGACGCAACCGCACAACUGGAUCUGCUAAGUUUCCGCGCCGCAGCCAUGGCGGCAGAACUAACCGACAAAAUAGACACCAAUGGCCGCUCAUGGAACCGCUCCCUAGUAUCCAUGCAGCGACUCAGCGACGCACACUCAGACUACAUUGUUGCAGCAUAUUUCCGCGCCCACAUUGCCACACUGCCUGGUACAUCCCCGUUGCUUCCAAUUCUGAACAAACUGGCGACGCUUUUGUUUCUCUACGUACUUUCGCAGAACUCUUCUGAUUUGUUCCGCUUGCCCUCGGCCGCGGCAUUCACUGGUGCGCAGGUCAGUAGGGUUGAGGAGCUGCUGGCUGCGGUUAUUGAAGAGGUGAGGGAGCAGGCAGUUCCACUGGUAGACGCCUUUGGCAUGUCAGAUUCGAGGCUUAACUCGGCGCUGGGCCGUAGUGAUGGAAAGGUGUACGAUAACUACCUACUGUGGGCUAUGCAGGACCCGCUCAAU